Cryptococcus wingfieldii CBS 7118 is the source of this 822-nucleotide messenger RNA. RefSeq lists its product as hypothetical. The record is from RefSeq and is a predicted model, not a curated record. Lineage: Eukaryota; Fungi; Basidiomycota; Tremellomycetes; Tremellales; Cryptococcaceae. Bases 1 to 822 code for a protein of 273 amino acids. The transcript has 2 exons.
AUGUCAAAGAGCUCUCUAUCUUCAAUUCCUUUCGCGAACCUCGUCAAGUCUCCCCUAUCUCCUCCAGCUACCCCUUCCCUCAAUAUCGUAAUGGUGUUCGACAUCAUUACCGCCACCGCCCUCUGCCCCGCCAUCGUCGCUACAAAACUCGCCAUCGAAGGCGGUACAAAAGGCAAUCGCAAUGGGGGCAACAAGUCUUUGCCUCUAGAGCUCUAUGUCAAGUUUCCUGGAGGGCAUCCUUAUAGGAGAAAAUUUGAGGGAGCUAGGGUAGUUCUGUCGAAUGGCAAGCUAUACGUAGAGCACGCCGACUCCCACUUCGACCACAACACCUAUCAACCCGUCGUAUGCCGCUAUCAACCAUGUCCCGAAUACGCCCUCCCCUGGGCUCGCGUCGGCUACAAAGGCGACUGCUUCACCACCACCACCUCCCCCACCUCCGACACCCCCUCCCGCAUCUACGUCAACAGAAAUACCAACGAACUCCGGUACGGUUCCGUCGAAGAGUCUGAGUCGCACUCCCCGGGUCCUUGGGACUGUACAGAGCUGGAUAAUAGAGUGUUGUUUGAAGGGUGGGAAGGGUUUGUGGUGGUGCAAGAGGAUGAGGAGAAGGAUCUGUGGGCGUUGUAUUUUGAUAGAAGCGAUGAUGGGUUGACGGGGGAGGGGAUGGUGGGGGAUGUGGAGACGACGGGGGUGCAGAUGAGGAUGAUGUAUGUGCAUUUGGGGAGGAGGGAAAGUCCGAGGACGCUGGCGAAGCAUAGGGAGGAGAAGGAGCAGCAGAGGAAGAAGAAGGAGGAGGCGCCGGAUAAUGCGAGCGGGCUGUAG